AUGCAUGUACGUGCAUGUGUGAACCAGGUGGGGGGUGUUGCAUUGAAUCACUGAAUGCAGGCCGAGGCGGCGCUUCAUGAGGCCCGGUCCCGGGCCGCAGCUACAGCCGCAGGCGCUGCUGCUACAGCCGCCGCCGCCGCCGCCGGCACAGAUGCGUCGUCUGUAGCAGCCACGGCUGCUGCUGCGGCGGCGAUACCAGGGCUGCAGCAGCGCCUGAAGGCGGCGGAGGCGGAGCUGCUGGAGGUGGAGGAGGCGGCGGCGGCGGCGGCGCUGGGGUCGGAGGCGGCGGCGGCGGAGCUGGCGGCGGCGCGGCACGGCCUGCAGCAGGGGGCGCAGGCCGAGGCCGCUGACGCGGAGAUUGAGAUCCACAGCAUACGAGCUCAGCAGCAGGCGCUGGAGGAGGAAGAGGCGGAUGAAGGACGCGAGCAGGAGCAGGGGCAGCAUCACAACCAGGACAUGCCGCCGGCGGCGGCGGCGGCGGCGGCGGCGACGGCUGGAGCGGCAGUCGGGGUGUCUGGUCCGCCGUCGGCUAUUAUCACGAGUGCCGGCGGCGGGCGGUGGCGGCGCUACGACGCCGCGAUUUUGGAGCUGCUACAGCCUCCGGCUGGAUGGGCUGAGCACAGGGGCGGUAGCACAGCCGGCAGCGGCGGCGGCGGCGGCAGUAGCACAGCCGGCGGCGGCGGCGGUGGCGGCAAUAGCACAGCCGGCGGCAGCGGCGGUGACGGCGGCGGCGGCCUGGCUGGACGGCUGCUGGGGCGGCUGUGCGACGUGCUGCAGGUACGGCAGCAGCAGCAGCAGCUACUGCUACAGCCACAGCCGCCCGCGGCUGCUACUGCCGGAAGCGCUGGUGUGGGUGCUGCUGCUACAGCCGCAGCAGCGGCAGCAGCCAUUGCGCAGCAGCAGGAGCAGCUGCUACUGCCGAUCAACACAGCUCUGGGCGAGCAGUGCGCGCUGGCGAGCACACUGGUGGUGGCGGACCGGCGGGCGGCGGAGCAGGUCAUCGCGCACUUCACGUCGCGCCGUGUGGGUCGAGUCACGUGCCGCAUCCUGGACGAGCAACAGGACGCGGCCGCCUGCUGGCCCUCCCCAUCCGCGUCGUCCGCCGCCCCCGCGGAUCCCGAGGUGGUGCCACUGCUUUCGCUGGUGGAGCCGCGUGUGGGGGUGGUGCUGCAGGAGGCAGCGGCGGCGGCAGCGGCGACGGCGACGGCGACGGCGACGGCGGCGGCGGCGGCGACGGCGGCGGCGGCGCCUGGUGGAGGCGGCGGCGGCGGCGGCGGCGUUAGUGGCGGUGCGGCAGGUGGCAGCGGCGGCGGCGGCGGCGGCGGCGGGAUUUCGGCGCUGGCGGCGGCGCUGCUUGGCGGCUGGGGUCUGGUGGCGGACCCGCAGGCGGCACUCCGCGUGCAGCAGCGGCAGCGACAGCGCGGGGCGGCGGCGGCGGCAGGGGCGGCUCCACGUGCGCUCAACCUGGUCACACGCGACGGCGCCGUCUUCAAGAGCGACGGCGAGAUUGUCGUCCACACCCCGCCACAGCAGCAGCGGCAGCAGCGCGCGGGUACAGGCGGUGGCGGUGGCGGUGGCGGUGGCGGUGGCGGCAGAGGCGGCGGCAGGGGAGGCCGACAUCGGCAGCAGCCCCAGCAGCCCCAGCAGCAGCAGCAACAGCAGGCGGCGGCGUGGGAGGAUGACCUGGAAGCCUACUGGGUCCGUUUUGCCACGUCAGCAGCUGCUGCGCGACCACAGCAGCAGGCGCCGCCGCCGCCUCCGCCCCAGCAGUACCAGCAGCAGCAGCAGCAGCUGCAGGGUCACGGAGCCUCCGUCGCCGCGGCCGCCGCCGCCGCAAACGGCCGCCAGGACGGCGGCCGGUGGCAGCAGGACCGGGUGCGUCAACACCCGGACCAGGAGCAGCAACAGCGAGAGCUGAAGCAGCGGCAGCGGCAGCGGCAGCGGCAGCGGCAGCGGCAGCGGCAGCGGCAGCGGCAGCGGCAGCGGCUGCGGGAGUGGGAGCAGCGGCGGCGGCAGCUGGCAGCGGAGCUGGCGGCGGCGGAGGCGCGGCACAGGGCGGCGGUCGCGGCGGUGGCGGCGGCGGUGGAGGAGUGCCGUCGAUUGGAGGGAGAGCUGCGGGAGCGGGAGGAGGCGGCGCGCAAGGCACGCGGCCAGGCGGCGGCGCUUCGACGCACCGUGUCCCGACUGAGGGCACAGCAGCAACAACAACAGCAACAGCAACAGCAACAGCAAGAGGAGCAGCGGCAGCAGCGGAAGGACAUGGCCCAAAGCCAGGGCCAGCAGGGGCAGGGCAGGGGCCAGAAGGGAGCGCGAGGGGGCGGGGCCGAGGAGGAGGAGGACACGUUCGUGGCAGCGCAGGCCGCGCUGGUCGCCGACCUCCAAGCCGACGUGGUAGCGGGGGAGCAGCGGCUGGAGGUGCUGCGCCGCCGCGCCGCUGAGACCGCCGCACAGGCCGCUGCAGCUGCGGCAGCGGCGGCGGCGGCGGAGGCGGCCGCUCACAGACAGCGGGCUGGGUCUGCUGAGGUCACUGAGGCUGACGGCGCCGGCGGCGGGAGUACAUUAGCGGCGGCGGCGGCGGCGCAGUUGCGGUGCCGUUCGCAGCAGGGCCGAGAAAAGGCGCUUGCGCAGCUGCGGCGGCGCGUGGAAAAGGCAAAAGCGGACAGCGAGGCCGCGGCGACACCCGCGCGCAAGGCCGUGGCGGCGGCGGCGGCGCAGCGGCGGGCGCUGGCGGCGGCGCAGGCGCGGCGGGCGGCGGCGGCCAAGGAGCGGGACGCGGCGGCGGGCCGGGCGGCGGCGCUGGAGCCGCAGGUGGCGGCGGCUGCAAAGGCGCAACAGGCGGCUGCAUCGAGCGCACGCGGCGCCGAGACGGAGAGGCGGGCCGCGGCCAAGGCGCUGCAGGAGACGCGCCGCCUGCUCACCAGUGCGACGGCUGCUCUGGAAGCGGCGACGGUGCGUGUGGCCACCGCCGCCGCCGAGGUGGCGCGGCUGGCGGCGGCGGCGGAGCAGCAGCGACAGCAGCUGGCAGAGACGGAGGCGGAGGCGGCUGCCGCGGCGGCGGAGGCCGGGGCGGCAGGGGCGCUGCAACCACCAGCCGCGGCGGCGGCGGCUAGGGCGCAGCCGCAACCGUCGGAACUGACAGGGCGGAGUCGGCAGCAGGCUGCAAUUGAUGAUGAGGAUAGCGCGGAUGAAGAUGAUUUUGAGUCGCCAGCGCAGCCGAAGCCGCAGGCGUCCGGGGCAGCAGCAGCAGUAGCAGCCGGCGCUGCCGGCAGCAGCCGGCGGCGCAGCAACGGUACAAGCCGUGCCGGCGGCGGCGGCAACAGCAGCAGCAAGGGUGGCGGCGGCGGCCGCAACCGCCGCCGCUCGGCGGCGAUCGUUUCGUCAUCCUCCUCAUCCGAGGACGGCAGUAGCAGUAGCAGCGGCGGCGGCAGUAGCAGUGGUGCCGAGGAGCCGAGCGAGGAGGGGGAUGGCGGCGAGGUGGCGGGGAGGCAGAACCGAGGGCGGGGGCAGCAGCCGCAGCCACGGCGGGGGGAAGGCGUGGCCAGCCGCAAACCCAACAAGCAGCAGAAGCAGCAACAACCACAACCACAACAACCACAACAACCACAACAGCGAGUCAGGCGGCCGGCCAGGGACCGGGGCUUGGAUAUGGAGGCGGAGGGGGCGGAGGGGGCGGAGGGGGCGGAGGCUGUGGCGGGUGAUGAGGAAUGGCUGGCGGCGGAGGCGGAGGCGGUGGCGGCGCAGGGGCGGCAACUCGAGGCGGAGCGGGCGCAGAUCGACCCAGCAGCACUGCAGGAGGACGUACGGGUGCUGCGCGAGCUGGAGGCCGCCGCCGCCGACACCGCCCGACUGGAGGCGGCGGCGGAGGCGGCGGCGGCGGCGCGGGAGGCGCUGCAGGGCGAGCGCUACGGCCGGCUGGCGGCGGCGCUGGUGCAGGUGAACGCGCACCUGAGCCGCAUCUACGGCACGCUCACGGGCGGCGCGGGCGACGCCACGCUGGCCUACACGCCCGACCGCGCACUGCUGCUGGCACACGGCGCCGCACUGGAGGUCAGGCCCGAUGAGCACAAGUGGCGGCCCUUUGCGGCGCUUAGUGGCGGGCAGCAGGCGCUGGCGUCCCUAGCCCUCAGCCUGGCGCUGCAGGCGGUGGCGCCCUCGCCCUUUUACUUCUUUGACGAGAUAGACUGCGCACUGGACACAGCCGCAGCAGCCCGGGUCGCCGACUACCUCGUGGGCUCGGCGGCGGCCGCGUCGGCGCAGGCGCCUGCGGUGGCGGCGGUGGCGGCGGCGGUGGCGGCGGCGACGGCUGGAGCUGGCGCCAACACAGCUGGGGCAGCUGGCGCGGGGACAACGGCCGCGGCGGCGGCGGCGGCGGCGGCGGUGGCGGCGCCUCCGCCGGCGGCUCAGUACAUUGUGGUCAGCCACAAGCCGCAGGUGUUUGAGCGCGCCGGCUGUCUGGUGGGCGUGUACGGCCUGGGGGACGGUAGCUCGGCGGCGGUUGUGGCGGCGGGGCUGGCGGCGGCGCCGGCAGGAAUGGUGGUGGGUGUGCCAGGCAUAGGUGGGGGCGGCGGCGGCGGCGGCGGCGGCCUGGGUGCAGCAGCUGUGGUGGAGGGCGGGCUGAUGCUGGCGAACUGAACCAGGUCACAUUGCCUGUGUGUCGCUGUUUGGUGAGGAGCUAAGAGAGAUUUAGUACGGUAUGACCUGUAGCAUUGCGGUGUGUGUCGUUAAGGUUUUACGGUACUGGCAACAUCACCUGUGUGGAGGAUUCCAGUAGGUUCUCAGGCUGCAGGGUCCUAGGUCCUAGGUGCGGCAUGCUACCAGGCUAUGUACUGGUGUAGGAGGCAAGACGGCAUGUGGGCCAAGGACCAAAGCGUUUCAACAGAAUAACUUAGAACAGGACUUCCUGCAAACAGGGUUUGGCCCAGUGCUGCAGCUCUUGUCAUGUAACCCCCAGACCACUGGUCUGUGGCGCACGUUGCAGCAUGAUGUCCUGCAAAUCGGAUUUGGUCCAAUGCUGAAGCUGCUGUCAUAUAUAACCGCAGACAACCGCAGACAGGUCUGUGGUGCAUGGUGCUGCGUUAGUGCCAUUGGCUGCCAGGCGAUGGCGCUCUGCGUUGUGAGGCUGUGGCGGGCUGCGGCUUGCUUGGCUUGAACCCACGGUAUAGUGCUCGAGACACGCUUCGUGCGAAGAUUGAUGCAGUAACUAAGGCAGUAUUGUGCAGGUCGGCAGCCAGCAGUGUGUUUGGGCGCCAGUCGUUAGCGGUCAGGCUGGACUGGUGGGCGGUGUGACGGUGUCUGACCUGGCCCGCGUCCCAUGCGGAUUUAGCGAGGUUAGCGCGUGAGAGAGCUCAAGCAAGCUUGUCUUGACUUGAGCUACUUGAACGACCUUUCAUUUAGCGAUUUCAGAGUCAACGACCCGUCAAAAGCAGCCGCGUAAGGCAGCCGAAUAAUUGUAAAUACCGAGACGGAGCAUGUUUUGUCUGUCGACCGCCUGUUCUGCUGGUCCGCGGAGCAAGGUACCUAGGCAGACCACUCGCGGGGCACGUGCGGGUUACAUCAGCACACGGGAAGGCGUGACAGCCAGGGUGGGCGGUUUCUCUCCGGGCCAGAGAUGUCCCACAUGUCGUGCAUGGGGAAACACUGUGUCCGUACCCGUUCCAUGUCAGCAGGCAGCCGCCUUUGCGGCUUUGCCGUUGUAAGCCCUUGACUCUGCUGCGCGCUGCUGCUUUGUUGAAAGAUAUGGCACCGGUUGACCAAGGCUCCAAGCCUCCAAGGCGCAGAGUAAUCAGGGAACGUGAACUGACUAUGCUGCCAAUUCGGCCCUACACCGCUCAACAACACCGCAUAUAUGACAGAGUUUG
Messenger RNA from Chlamydomonas reinhardtii, 5858 nucleotides. RefSeq lists its product as uncharacterized. The record is from RefSeq and is a predicted model, not a curated record. Gene Ontology annotation, cellular component: nucleus; cohesin complex. NCBI's taxonomy places the organism in Eukaryota, Viridiplantae, Chlorophyta, Chlorophyceae, Chlamydomonadales, Chlamydomonadaceae. The transcript is spliced from 15 exons. Gene Ontology annotation, biological process: sister chromatid cohesion. Gene Ontology annotation, molecular function: DNA binding. Bases 55 to 4632 code for a protein of 1525 amino acids.